Molecule: messenger RNA, 828 nt
Organism: Rotaria sp. Silwood2
Lineage: Eukaryota; Metazoa; Rotifera; Eurotatoria; Philodinida; Philodinidae
Source: the annotation of a GenBank genome assembly
AUGCUACAAGUAGUAUUAAAUGAUCGAGAUAAAGUAUCAAUUGCAUUUCAAAUUAUUUCAAUUAGUUGUUUCCUAGAAAUUAUUAUUCAUGGUAUUGUUAUUCAAAUUAUUAAUCCACAGAAAUUUAUUCAACUAAGAUUAUUAGUUCCAUUAAUAUCAUGUUUAAUUACAAUGAUACUUUUUAUUUUUUGUAUUGCACUUAGUUUAACAGUUUAUUCAAGAUUUUCACAAUUAAAUGCUACUACUAAUCAAAGACGUAGUUUUCAUAAACAUAACUCUGAAAUAAAUUUAUUCAAAAUUAAAUUAAAUUCACAAACAAAUUCUUCAUCAAGAAGUUCAUCUUUAUCUCAUAUUUCAUGUUUAGAAAAUGAACAGGCUCUAAUAUUUAUUGUUUUUUUCUUUAUUAUUUUUAUGUUUGGUGUAAAAACUAGUUUUCGUUAUUAUAAUUAUCGUCAUUUUGUUCAAUUAAAUCCUCCGUCAUCACUUCGAAAUCUUUCUAUUACAAUUGCUGGUCUUAACUCUAAAGCAUCUAAUGAAUUUUCUGAGAUACAAUUAGGUAAAAUUUGUUGGUUUAAUCGUAGUGUUAUCCAUUAUUUUUUAAUCAUACCAAUAUCUAUAUUUCUUGCAAGAAGUAUUUUUUUAGUUUUUUGGGUUACUAAACGUAUAAUUAUUCAUGUGAACGAAGCUGAAACAGGUAGUUCUAAGCAAAUCCCAAAAAAACAAUGCUUAAUAGUAGUAUUAACAUCUUGUGUAACACAAGGUCUUGAUUGGCGUCUUAGUCGAUUUAUUUCAAUCGUUGGUUCGAAAGCUGGUGAAGUGUUAGGAUAG